AAGCAAGUGGACAAUGGUGGAAAAUGCUUAAAGUAACAUAUGUAAAGAGUGCAGCAAAGUAUUUUUAAAGUUUAAACUCUGUUUUUUAAUACUAGGUGGGUAGGUUGAAAGCCAGAUGGUAUUUGGGUAAAAAAUGGAGUAAAAAUAAUUGUGUUUUUUUUAACUGAAAGUGAUUCAAAUAUUUUGGACUAAGAAGACAGUUGGGAGAUUGGGUGAUGGUUAUUAUUAAUUCUGGACUGACUAAUGCAUCUUUUGGUAAUUUAAGACAAAAUUGUGAAAUUAAAAACAUGAUCAAUUAGUCUCUGUGCUUAAUCCAUCAGUUUCUAUUUCAUUAUGGUUGUUUUCAAAUGUUUUGCAUUAAAAUCCCUCUAAACUUCAGAUGGAUCAAACCGAGCUUCUAGUCACCAUUUUAUUACGAGACCUUUCCAUAGAUGAAGGCAUUACAUAGCUGACAUAUUAAACUGUGUUCACCAUCCUAUGUUAGCGAUUUGCAUGGCAAGCAUCUCGAAACCAAAUGUCUCCAUGGGUUUUUCCACAGAAUGUAGAUUCAUAUCUCAACUGUGACAUUUCCAAAUGACUGCCAACUUUCUCAAAUCCAAGUGUGACAGAAGUUGAAAGCUCAAACGGAUAAGACAGCCACUUUGCUGUGUAUUCUUCACUUUUUCAUUAAUCUCUCUCUCUCUGCCUCUCUCUCUCUCUCUCUUUCUGCCUACAUGUCUUGACAAGUCAGAAAUUACGGUUUCCUUUUAAAUAGCUUCUUGUGUCUCAGUGCUCAGCUUAAAUACCUCGCUGACACUUAAGAUGUCUUUGAGUCAUCUUCACUCAGUAACAACACACACAAUGAGGAGUGUUGUUAUUGCAACCUAGUAAUUCUUACUUAUCCUGUGUUCACUAAAAAGCUUCCACCAAAAAAAUUCCUUUGUGCAUUUUUAUUUUAAUUAGGGAAAACCUCCCUUAGAGGACGUGUAUUUGUGGUGCUUUCUGUGUGUUUCGAAUUUACAUAGACAACAGCAGCAACCCCCUCGCCCCGCACUGGAGAGAAAAAAAAAACUACAUGCCUGGAGACGUGCAAAUAAUCGUCCAAUUGGGCUUUUCCUCAGAUUUGGGUACUACUGGAUUAUUCCUUGUGCAAGGAUUAUGGCUGUAAUCCCUUUUCCAAUCUGAGUUAAUUGUAUGGAAGUGUAGACUGUGUCAGACUGCAGACCAUGACAGGCAGGAGCAAUCUGCAGUCAGUCUGUGAGAUCCUGUCUGGACGGCAGCGUGGGGAAUUCCACCAGCAGACGGACAUAGCUGGAGGUCAAGAUCUGUUUUUGUUACAAGGACCCGGCUUUGAAAAACUGGUGUCUGUCUUCGAGCAACCAAAGUGACCCAUUUAGAAGCGACCCCGCGCUGACUGAGAACCCCAUGCGGAUGGAGUCCUAACUCCAGCGAAGUGAGGUGGCGUGUGGCCGGAAGCCAGUCCUCUAAUGGGGAAAGAGCUCUGUCCUAAAAAGCGAGGGGUGAGGGGCGGAGGUUGGGUCUGAACUGUUGAUCCUUCUUUAGAGAACUGUUGAGCUGUGCGAAGCGAUCCCGACAGCACCUCACUCUCGACAUCUCUUAUCCAAACCCGGCGGACGCUGUUCCCUCUCCUUUCUCUCUCCCCUUUCUGGGCGUGUGAAUGAGAGCCAUUGUCUGAGGCACGCUCCUGCCCUUAGGCCGCCCACUUCCAAUCCUGUUCCUCCUGCUCGUCUUGCUCUCCGCUGCCACUGGGCUCAGACCAGAUGCAGAGUCAGCUCCGGUGCUAACCGUCAUCAGUAGCUCUUCCUGUUCAGAGCAGAGUGGGGUGUACUUUGUAUCUGUGUGCUGGGCUGUCGCCAGCAGCAUCUGCUGCACAGCACUCACACACACACACACCCACCCCCUCUUCCAGAGCUCCCCUAAGAAGACUUGGACAGUCUCCUGGACCCAGUGCAGUCAAGCAUGGAGGCUGAAGCAAGCAGAGGGGGCUUAGAAGGGGAGCUGAUUGCUCGCAUGGCUAAAAGACAGGAGAGGAGGCGUCAAGAGCUGCUGGCGUUGGCUCUGGGAGUCAAGAUUGGGUGCAAGGGAAAUCUGCUGUGGAAGCCUAUUAAACUGCUGGCCUCCUGUCCACAGAUCUCCUCACCUGUGGUGCGACGGAGUGCCUUGAAAGACACGCCUGAGAAGCUGAGCUCCUAUGAAAAGAUUCACAACUUCAAGGUACACACCUUCCGUGGGCCACACUGGUGCGAGUACUGUGCCAACUUCAUGUGGGGCCUCAUUGCCCAGGGUGUCCGUUGCUCAGAUUGUGGCCUGAAUGUACACAAACAGUGCUCCAAACUGGUUCCCAGUGACUGCCAGCCGGACCUGCGCAGGAUUAAGAAAGUGUACAGCUGUGAUCUCACCACCCUUGUCAAAGCUCACAACACCACAAGACCCAUGGUGGUGGAUAUGUGCAUUCGAGAGAUCGAACUCAGAGGUAUGAAAUCUGAGGGUCUGUACAGAGUGUCUGGCUUCUCAGAGCACAUUGAGGACGUUCGACUCGCUUUUGACCGAGAUGGUGAGAAGGCGGAUAUCAGUGCCAGUGCCUAUGCAGACAUCAACAUAAUUGCUGGUGCUUUGAAGCUCUACUUGAGAGACCUUCCCAUUCCAGUCAUUACAUUUGACUUGUACUCCAAAUUUAUUCAAGCUGCAAGACUUCCAAAUGCCGAAUCCAGACUGGAGGCGAUACAUGAGGGAUUGCUGCAGCUUCCCCCGGCGCACUACGAAACCUUACGUUACCUGAUGGCUCACCUCAAAAGGUUAGCUCGUGUAUUAAAACGGUUACAUCUGUAAUCACUGCAACACCACAAUUUGCCUGAAAGACAUUUCCCGCUGUAAGCUUAACUUGUAUACACACAUUUUAUUUACAUACAUCUUGCUUUUGCAUUGCAUGCUGUUUGUCAAAAUUAUGCUUGUUCAC
Poecilia latipinna (sailfin molly) is the source of this 2956-nucleotide messenger RNA. RefSeq names its product beta-chimaerin-like. NCBI's taxonomy places the organism in Eukaryota, Metazoa, Chordata, Actinopteri, Cyprinodontiformes, Poeciliidae. The coding region runs from base 1960 to 2829 and encodes 289 amino acids. The transcript has 6 exons. The record is from RefSeq and is a predicted model, not a curated record. Gene Ontology annotation, molecular function: GTPase activator activity. Gene Ontology annotation, biological process: signal transduction; regulation of GTPase activity.